Molecule: messenger RNA, 508 nt
Organism: Daphnia pulicaria
Lineage: Eukaryota; Metazoa; Arthropoda; Branchiopoda; Diplostraca; Daphniidae
Exons: 3
Coding region: 46-369 (107 amino acids)
Source: RefSeq, a predicted model, not a curated record
CCGUCUUCAAGCUGCAACUCAAAAGAUUCUUCAAAACAUUUCGACAUGAUGAAAUUGGCCAUUCUGAUGUUCUUCGUCGCUGCUGCUGCUGCAGGGCCCAUCCAGCCGGCCGUUGAAUUGGUUCCUACCGAUGCCGAAAACGACAUGGAGGUGGCGGCCACUCAUCAUCUUGGCUAUGAGAGAAACAUUGGCCUGUACGCUGGUGCCUUGCCGGCAGUUUAUCCCGGCGGUUUCGGAGGUGGUUUCGGUGGAUAUCCUUCAUCAUAUUACCCGAGCGCUUAUCCUAGCUAUUCUCCUGGUUACGGUGGUGCCUAUGGAUACCCUUACCGCCCUUACCCGUCCUACGGAGUCGGUGUGUUCGCAGGCUAAUAACUCUUUGUUGGCAGCUGUAUCGAUUGAAGCUGCAACAAGCUCAACUAACACGAUCUUCUCAAGAACAACCGAAUGCUCAAUUUGUUUUUCAUUUCUGAUAAUUCACAGUUGGAUAGCAAUACACACACACACUGAA